Messenger RNA from Tachyglossus aculeatus (Australian echidna), 1761 nucleotides. It is a transcript of the gene DNALI1, whose product is annotated as dynein axonemal light intermediate chain 1. The record is from RefSeq and is a predicted model, not a curated record. Gene Ontology annotation, cellular component: filopodium; axoneme. Gene Ontology annotation, molecular function: dynein heavy chain binding. The transcript is spliced from 6 exons. Lineage: Eukaryota; Metazoa; Chordata; Mammalia; Monotremata; Tachyglossidae. Bases 74 to 844 code for a protein of 256 amino acids.
UUUCCAUGGUAACGGUAAACAGCCCCCAGCAACCAUCGCCACCAUCACCGCCGUCGCCAAGGCUACCAGCGGCAUGAUCCCCCCGGCCGAUUCGCUGCUCAAAUAUGACACCCCGGUCCUGGUGAGCAGGAACACGGAGAAGAGGAGCACUAAGGCCCGGCCACUUAAAGGCAGUCCUCAGCAACCCGUGGCUGCGGGGCCCGUCCCCGCUCCGCCCAAACCCAAGAGCCCUUCUGCCUCAGUGGACCCAACGAAGCAGGCAGAAGAAAUCUUGAACUCCAUCCUACCCCCGAGGGAAUGGGUGGAGGACACGCAGCUGUGGAUCCAGCAGGUGUCCAGUACACCCAGCACGCGGAUGGACGUGGUCCACCUGCAGGAGCAGCUGGAUCUGAAACUGCAGCAGCGCCAGGCCCGGGAGACUGGCAUCUGCCCCGUGCGCCGGGACCUCUACUCGCAGUGCUUCGACGAACUGAUCCGGGAGAUCACGAUCAACUGCGCGGAGCGGGGGCUCCUGCUGCUCCGCGUCCGCGACGAGAUCCGCAUGACCAUCGCCGCCUAUCAGACCCUGUACGAGAGCAGCGUGGCCUUCGGCAUGAGGAAGGCCCUCCAGGCCGAGCAGGGCAAGGCCGACAUGGAGAAGAAAAUUGCAGAUUUAGAGUCCGAAAAGAAGGAUCUGGAAAGGCAGGUGAACGAGCAGAAGGCCAAGUGUGAGGCCACGGAGAAACGGGAGAGCGAGAGGCGCCUGGCGGAGGAGAGGAAGCACGCCGAAGAGAUCCAGUUCCUCAAGCGGACCAACCAACAGCUGAAGGCCCAACUGGAAGGCAUUAUCGCACCCAAGAAGUGAAAAUUUCCACACGGGCUUCUCUGCAACAAUCACACCCUUGAAGACUGUCCCCCAAUGAUAAAAAGAAAAUAUCUACCCGCCAUCCUCCCCACCUAGUCAGAACCCACACCCUUGAUGCCCUCAAAUCUCCCCCUGUGCCCGAACACUCAGAAAAACCUGGAGAUUCGGCAGCGACUAAUGGAAACCAGCGUUUUCUGCACUUUUCUGACUGGAAUUUGUUCGAGUUUGUUGGUCUUUUUUUUUUUUUUUUAGGCCCGGAACAGACGAGGCACGGGGCGAGUUGGUCCCAAUUCUGGUUUGGCACCAAAAGGGCCGCUAGUCUCCGAGGCGCGGCUGAUGUGCCCCCUCGCCCUCCCUCGGUCCGAUUCCAGGCAGCGCAGGGGUCUCUCCCCACAGCAAUCACUGUUAGUCUUGUGUUUUUAUUAAAUCUUGCUCAAACAAACAAAAAAAAAGCGCAUUUCCCGCCAUCCAGCGUCCCCUGAUGCAGCAUCUUUCGCUUCUCACCAAAUUGGAAAAAGGCCUGACGCCCGUCCCCACUAGCUCCUGUGGAAAUUCCCAUGAAGUAACGCUCCACGGGGCAGCAGGGAAAAAAAUCGGAUGUUUUGAGGCCCGGGCACCCCACCUCGGGCCAGUGACGGGGUCUCUGCCUGACUUUCUCCACCUUAAUUAAUAAUAAUUAAUUACUUCCCGGAUGCCCACCUACUCUGCCGUGCUACAGGACCCCAAAUCCUAAAGCCUGCAGCUACUUUAGCAAUAAGACCCUACGUUAUUCCUCUAGACGCUAAACCCCAGGGAAUUCUUCUGGCAAGGCACCCGGAGGUAACCGCCCCCAGCAUAGCUACUUUACAUGACGUGGCGAGUUUGAAGGUAAUUUUUUAGUUGUUUCCAGUAAAACAAAAAUAUUUUGGAGAAAUAAA